AUGGAACCAAAACAACAACAACAAAAACAAUUACAUAAACACCAGAAAGGACAGGGGCGGGGUGGGGUGGGGGAGAAGGAAGCCGGGAAAAAGGACGAGAUGAAUUGCAUGCACAGCGUGUUGGGUGCAAAAAUUAUUCCAGGCAAGGAUGCGUCGUUGAAUGCUGGUGCUGCCCCCAUUGACGAUGGGAGAAACUGGCCGUAUCAGUCCGCAGAGUACGGAUGUCAAGAUUUGUUGGCUUACAGCUCCUACUGCCACGGAUCCGGUGAUGUUUUUUUGGUAGACAUGAACAGCAUGCAGCUAGUCCAAACACUGCAUGGACACAAUGCGCCUGUUACAUGUGUCCAGUGGAAACCACCACCGGCGUCUUAUUUGCAACAUGGGUUGUUUCUUAUCACUGGAGAUCGUGGAGGGGCCGUUGCCAUUUGGGAUGUGGCUGAGGGAGUGGUUCUGAAUAGCAUCCAGGUACCGAAUAGCCAGCCCAUACAUGCCUUUUCUUACUUGGCAAAGCAACACCUAUUGGUUGUGACAAGAGACGGCUCGAAUUUUGUGUACGAUUCACAUCUUGUGGGUAAAGAACCAUUUGGUGAGUUUGAAUUCCCUGUUCGAACUGAGCCUACAGACUCCUUUGUUCCGCUGCGUGUGUGUACGUCCAAACUUAGCUCCACACAGGCUUCUUGUUUUGUGCUUGGUGAUCGUCUGCGUGUGAUUGGUUCCUUGGAAACGGCACCGGGUAAAAGCGGUGUCGGUCUGCAGAUGAAGGAUUUGGUUUACGACAGCGAAGACGGCCAUGAAACAGUCUUGGAUGCCACUUUUAGUGAGGCUCAUGAAGAUGUUUUGUAUUUUGCAACACGAAAUUCCGUUGGAGCCUACGACUGGAAAACGGGUUUGCUUCUUAAUGAACAGGUACUGUGGCACACGAAGAGUGAUGUGGAAUUUAGGCGUCUUUUCUCCUCUUCGCCUAGUUCAUGGACUGAGGGCUAUCAAGAGCUCCCUUUUUUGUAUUCUUUUGGGACCGAUCAGAGACUCUGCGCCUGGUACAACUCCCAGAAGGAAAAAGUAACAACUGUAUCUGCCGACGUGAGAGGUGCGAGAAUUGUCUCCAAGACGGUUUCAAAUGUGGUUCAGUCUCGAACGACGGCCAAUCUUUUUGCUGUUAUUUUUGCCGAUGGCUCCGUGGCACGGUGGCGGUAUUUGGUGGAACGCCGGCGUUGGUCACUGGAAGGUUUUUUUUCCUUUGCGCUUCUUAAGCCUACCCGACUCUGUGUGGUGGGAGACAAUAUCGUUUGCUGCGCGCUGGAAAAUGGCCACAUGGUUCUUUUGGAUGUGAUGCACAAUGUGACACUUCGAAGAAUAAACAUUGUGCAUUCCGGGGGUACACGCAUCAUAUUGCUUAGUCCUCAUCGUUGGGGGGAGUCUGUUUGGAUGGUGACAAACAAGUCCACACAACUUCGUAAUUUUCAUCAGGUGACACUUUUUGAUUGCCGCAGUGGCUCCCCCUUACGAGUACUUCGAAGGCCCACAAUUCCUGAUUCUACCCGCAUGAAAGAAAUAACGUUAAGUGCUACAGGAACUUUUUUACUCCUGACAUUUCUUGACGGUACAUUCGAAGUGUGGGGCGUAGAAGAGGGUGACCUCAUUUAUACAUUUGAGGGAAUGGGGGUCGCGGGAGUUUCGUGGGCACCGCAAUCAUUCCUCUCCUGCCUUACUGGUGUCCAAGGCAGUCCCCAACUGCUGGCUAUCAUAUUUACAGACGGUGGGAUGAGCUUAUGGACUGUCUACAAGGACCGGGUAGUAAAAAACCGUGAUGUAACCUCGUUGUUUUCUGGUGGCUCUAUUCCGCGCGUUAAUUGUGUGCCCACCGAAGAAGCGUUGAUACUGACGCAUGGUAUGAAGCUACCUUUGGUGGUAAGCUUGGGGAGUUUCGGAUUUUCUCUGGAAGCAUUCAAAUCAGUUUCCCUUAACAACCCUGCGAUACACGUUGCGGUGUCGAAGGGGGAAGGAAUGUGUGCGAACAAUACCCGUACAGAGAAAAAUAAUUCAGUUGUGCUGGUUGCUAUUGCUUUUGCAGAUGGCGCUUUUGGAGUCUGGAAUGCGUCUAACAAGGAGAGAAUAAGUUAUUCGCGGGCAACACUGAUCAAUUUGACCGCAAAGCAAUUGACGUGGAUAGCGGAUAAGCUCUUUGUUCUCACGACCAACGGUGACAUUGCGGUUCUUGACAAGUCCCUUACGUCAGCCAACAGCAAUGUUUCUUGUAAGUUUCAUCGAAGACCUUUACAAACCAGUGCUUUUUUUUUGCCUGCCCAUCGAACAUAUAUUCAAACACUUUUGGAGACCCAAACCAUGUGUGGGUCGCCAGGCACCGGCAACCUUCAGAGUGCCAGCUCGCCAAGUUACCUGGUACAAAGCAUCGAUUCACAGAGGCGCCCCUGUCGAGGACCGUUUGGGCAGGUCAUUACAGAGGGAAUUACAACACUCGCACAGGAAUUGGAUCUUUACAAGGAGACGAUGGUACCAAGGCACAUUCGCGAACCAAUGCAGCGCGCAGUUGCCCAAAAACGUACCGAGGAGGUUGCAUUUUGGGUGGCUCGCUUUUUUGGUCAAGAGGAGAAACAGCGAUUCUGGUUGCAGUUUUGUGUAAAC
Molecule: messenger RNA, 2643 nt
Organism: Trypanosoma cruzi
Lineage: Eukaryota; Euglenozoa; Kinetoplastea; Trypanosomatida; Trypanosomatidae
Exons: 1
Cellular component (GO): cytoplasm
Molecular function (GO): protein binding
Source: RefSeq, a predicted model, not a curated record